Onychostoma macrolepis is the source of this 6618-nucleotide messenger RNA. It is a transcript of the gene zbtb16a, whose product is annotated as zinc finger and BTB domain containing 16a. The transcript has 9 exons. Bases 428 to 2434 code for a protein of 668 amino acids. The record is from RefSeq and is a predicted model, not a curated record. Gene Ontology annotation, molecular function: DNA-binding transcription factor activity, RNA polymerase II-specific; RNA polymerase II cis-regulatory region sequence-specific DNA binding; protein binding. Gene Ontology annotation, biological process: regulation of immune system process; regulation of cytokine production; negative regulation of transcription by RNA polymerase II. Lineage: Eukaryota; Metazoa; Chordata; Actinopteri; Cypriniformes; Cyprinidae.
AGGAUAAUUAAAAACAUACUGAGUCAGUGUUUUGAUACAAAUUUUUCUUUUUACAACCUUGUCGCCAGAGAAAAUGUGACAGCAGAACGAUGAAACUGCACUGGAUGUAACAGCAGUUUCCUCUGCGGUUAAUCCAGAAAUCUUAUACAGGGACUUCGUUUAGCACAUGUGCUCACAAAUCGAGCUCCUCUGUGACUCAUGAGCUUCUGAGUUCCUGAAGGCCUGAUCAUCAUGGACAAAAGAGCUGGAGAAGAUGUUGGAAAUACUGUAUAUUGUUCCACUGAAUGUUGUAUUAUGGAAACAGACUCCACAGGGAGCAGAGACCCCAUCGAUCAGAUUGACCUUAUCUUGUUUACAAAGAUAACUGAACAGACUGCUACGUGGAAAGAAAGACUCAUGAGUUGGCCGUGUGGAUUUCAGAGACGUUAUGGAUUUGACUAAAAUGGGUAUGAUCCAGCUCCAGAACCCCAAUCACCCCAAUGCCCUGCUGCACAAGGCUAAUCAGAUGCGCCUGGCUGGCACACUGUGCGACGUGGUCAUCAUGGUGGACAGCCAGGAGUUCCACGCUCACCGGACUGUGCUGGCCUGCACCAGUAAGAUGUUCGAGAUCCUCUUUCACCGGAACAGCCAACAUUACACUCUCGACUUUCUCUCACCAAAGACCUUCCAGCAGAUUCUGGAGUAUGCCUACACUGCCACGCUCCAAGCUAAAGUGGAGGAUCUGGAUGACCUGCUGUACGCAGCAGAGAUCUUAGAAAUAGAGUACUUGGAGGAGCAAUGCCUGAAGAUACUGGAGACGAUCCAGUCCUCAGAUGAAAACGACGCUGAGGUCAACAUGAAUGAUGGAGGCGCGGAAGACGACGAGGAGCGCAAGGGACGGCAUGGCAGGAACCCGAAAAAGCAUUCCGCGGAGGAGGGUGGCUACGUGUUGGCUGCCCAGCAAGCACUGACGCUGCCAGGAAUGGUGGAUCAGAGUCCUUCUGUCUCCACGUCCUUCGGCCUCUCCACCAUGAGCCCAACCAAAGCAGCCGUGGACAGCCUGAUGAGCAUUGGCCAGUCCCUCCUGCAGAGCACCAUGCACCCCGGUGUGGGUGCCGAACAGCCCCUGCAUGGCAACUCCCACCCCAUGAUGGGAGAGAUCAAGACGGAGAUGAUGCAAGUAGAUGAGAGCGGAGAACACGAGAGCCCUAAAGCCAUGGAAUCCAGCGCCUCCAGCAACGGCGAGCGCAGUGGAGAACCUGACAAGAACCGUGAUGGGCCCGGCACCCCUACCAGGAGCAGCGUGAUUACCAGUGCUCGUGAACUGCACUAUGUCAGGGAGGAAGGUGUGGGCGACCAGCAGGCGGAGGUCAACCAGAUGGGCCUGGAGGCCAUGGCAGGGAUGACCGAAAAGCACUUGGCGUCACUCUAUGGCAUUCCUCCCAACCACAAGAACGAAGCAAUGCUCUCUAUGCCCGCCUCCAUGGCCUCAUCCUUGCACAUGUCCCCAGCCUUGGCCAUGUCCAUGGACUUCAGUGCCUACGGGGGCUUGCUGCCUCAGAGCUUCAUCCAGAGGGAGUUCUUCAACAAGCUCGGUGAAUUAGCUGCUGGGAUGAAGCCCGACGGCCGCAGCCCGAACGAGCGCUGCAACGUGUGUGGCGCCGAACUGCCUGACAAUGAGGCUGUAGAGCAACACAGGAAGCUGCACAGCGGAAUUAAGACCUACGGAUGCGAGCUUUGUGGAAAACGCUUCCUAGACAGUCUGCGCCUAAGGAUGCACUUGCUGUCUCACUCAGCUGGUGAGAAAGCCAUCGUUUGUGACCAGUGUGGAGCUCAGUUUCAGAAGGAAGAUGCUCUAGAGGCCCACCGGCAGAUCCACACAGGAUCAGAUAUGGCCAUCUUCUGUUUGCUGUGCGGGAAGCGCUUCCAGACGCAGACGGCUCUGCAGCAGCACAUGGAGGUCCAUGCAGGCGUGCGCAGCUACAUCUGCAGCGAGUGCAACCGCACAUUUCCCAGCCACACCGCACUCAAGCGCCAUCUCCGUUCGCAUACAGCAGGUGACCAUCCAUUCGAGUGCGAGUUCUGCGGCAGCUGUUUCCGAGACGAGAGCACGCUGAAGGGACACAAGCGUAUCCACACCGGAGAGAAACCCUAUGAAUGUAACGGCUGCGGCAAGAAGUUCAGCCUCAAACACCAGCUAGAGACCCACUACCGUGUCCAUACAGGUGAGAAGCCGUUUGAGUGCAAGCUCUGCCACCAGCGCUCCAGGGACUACUCGGCCAUGAUCAAACACCUGCGUACCCACAACGGAGCCUCACCGUACCAGUGCACCAUCUGCCUGGAAUACUGCCCCAGCCUCUCCGCCAUGCAGAAGCACAUGAAGGGCCACAAGCCCGAAGACAUCCCCCCGGACUGGAGGAUAGAGAAGACUUACCUGUACCUCUGCUACGUCUGAAGGAGGGAGACGGUGGGGAGGGAGGGGAGCGGGAGCGCGAGGGGUUAAAGCGCCUGGAAACACAGUCAGGAAAUGGACGGAUUUGUCAGAGGGGCUGAGCAAGGCGGACAGGAACUAUAAAGGCAGAAAUCUUACCCCAUCAGUAUCGCAAAACAUAAAAAAAAAAAAAGCAUCAUGUUAUUGCCGUAUAUCCGUUCGCAGCACGGAUCAUAUGGGAAGUCCACUCUCUACAUGUCAGCUUACGUCCCAAACGUUAAAAAUGUCUUAUCAGUCAAACGACACACACUUCAACAACGAUUCCUCCUCUUCAUAAGGAUGCCCUCUUCUGGUACAAAAAUAGUAGUGUGAACCAGACACAGUGUUUAUCUCUCGGAGAUGUCGGUGCAGGAAGCACUUAGACCUGUCUGCGGUAACGUGCCAGUCAGGUACUCCACAGCAAAUAUGAACAGUCAUGUUCAUCAGGGUCAUUACUGCAAACUGGGACGUAAGCUUCCUGCAAAACGUGUUCACGAUGCCCGGCUGACAGUCAGCGUGUAGAUCCCUCCCAUAUGAUUCACAUUCAUUAAGGGCUUAUUGGUUUAACCAGCGUACAAAUCAGCUAAGCUCUCAGUACUCUGCUCAUCAAUGUCAUUUCACCUUUUUUUUUUUUUUUCGGCAUAGCUCGUAUUACAUGCUGACUUCACGACGACAGUUUUUGUUUGAUGUUGACUUCUCAAGCGCCACAUUUCAAGUUUAUUUUAAGCAGAAUAACACGCACUACAUGUUCACGUUAUCUCCUCCUUCGCUUAUCAAGUCUGAAAUCGCUUAACCGUUCAAAACGAGUAACUUGGCAAUACAUACAGAACAUCCAUUACACACUAGACAUCUAAUCAACUGUUUAUGCUGUUGUUAUAGAGACCAAAAUGAUGACUAAAGCUGCUUUUGUCAGUGGCUUGCAGACUGAGCGGCACUGUGACGUACAGGGCUCGUCCGCACAUAUCCGUGUGUUCGUAGGUGGUCACGAGGCUUGGCCUGUCCAGCCGGGAACGCUGGGAUGAAUGAACAGAGCAGAUCAACUCAACUCUUUUGGUUUGGUUCCUUUCGCUUUGUUUGUGUUUCCUAUUAUACCUUGAUUUACUUCAGCACAUCGUACUUGAAUUACCUCGUUUUUUGUGACCUCAUGUGCUAGUGUUUUAAUUUUUCCUUUGUUUCUUUGUAUAUUUGAUUGUUUGCUUUGCUAGCAGGAGCGGCGUGUGCUUUUAAGUACUUAAGAAAUUAAGUGCCAUGGCGAAGAGAGAUUAUUUGUCUUUCGUUCGACGUUUGUUUAGUUUUUCUUUUCAUUAAUCUUACCAAACUUGGUAUUAUGUUUUUUUGUUUGUUUGUUUGUUUUACUAACCCUGCUUGUUGAAGAGCUUGUGGGUUUGGUCGUUUUUUUUUUUGUAAGCUACCUCUAAGUUUUGUUUCUUUUUGUUGUGUUUCGUUUGCAAAAGCACAUUGUUGUGUUUUGCAUUAUUGCAACUUCAUCUCACGCUUUCAAGUGUUGUACGUCGGAAGCGACAAAUAUGAAAGGGUAAGAUUUGCUUAUAGGAAAAGUGGAUUGAAAAAAAUAAUCAGAACCCCCACCCCUGUAAAUGUUACCUUAAGAGCGGAAAAGAGAUUUCUGAAGCCUUAAGUUCGGGGUCGGAGUUGAUCUGGGAGGUGCGUAUGGAACAAGUGAAGUGUAGUACUUUAAAGUCUGAAAAAAACAAAACAAACAAAACGUUAAACUUGAAAAUAUGUGAAUAGAAUUGUAGUUUUGUAAUGUGAAAAAAGAAGGUUCACAGAGCGUGAGCCACCAAGAACAGGUCAUAUGCAGCAGUGCAUUGUGCGUUGGACAAUUGGGACUGCAAGUGGUAAUCAAAGACGAAAGGAAGAAAAAAAAAAAAAACUAAAAUCCUGUCAGUUGACAUGUUUCUUUGUAUGAGUGUAGUCCUGAGCAAGAGCCAACAGAGGCCAUUUGAUAUAUAAAAUUGUGAUAUUUUUGUAUUAAGUGUCAGUCCCUUUUUCCAUUUGUUGAGGUUGCAGCGGGGCAAAACUUUGUAGUUCUUUUUUUAUAUCAUUAUUCUCUCGUUUGAAUCGUUUGCCUUGCUCCUCUUCGGUAAUGUUGGACAGUGCGUGAUCCUAUAGUGGUAAAUGUUGCUUUCUGGAUGUCAAUACAUUGCAGGUGAAGGACUAAAUCAGCCACAUUCUCCUUUGUGAAAAUAACAACAAACAAACAAAUUAAAAAAAUGUGAUGCCAAUGAUCAAUUCCAUUGCACACGAUAUCUCAAACAAAACAAUCAAUGUUGCCAACGUUUUGUUUUUUACUUGAAGUGACUAAAAAAGAAGGGAUGGGAAGACGCGUCAAAGGAAACGUAAUUGUCGUGUGUCUUGCCGUUGUUUUCUGGAAAACACUGUGAGUUUGGGCAUACUUGCCCCCUGUGAGAAUUUAAAAACUAGUAGCUCCAUGAAAAAAAAAGAAAAAAAAAAGGCAGAAAUAUAUAUUUUGUUCUGUAAAUGGAUAAUGUCGACUGAUGUUAAAUGGGUAAAACAGAGUUUUGCAAUAUGUGGCAACAAUACGAGAUAUUAAGUCACAUGUUAGUGUACCUUUUUGAUUUUGUACUUUGCUUUGAGUGUUUUCACAUUGUGUGUGUGUGUGUUUGAGAACGAAUGCGAGUGUGUGAGUGUGUGCGCGUGUGUGAGAGCACAUUAGUGUCGAAUGCACUAAUCUGAAAGUCAUAUUCUAUGCCACUUUUCUCUCACCAUGAUUAAAAAAUAUUGGCAUUGAUAUAGUUCUUCCCUCAAUGUUCUUCUGAUGUUUCUGUAAUAUCUUUGUGCCUAAAUGAAAUUGUUCAACAAAUUGUCCACAUAUAUCUGCUUAGUUUCUGUAUUUUCAAGAAAAUUAUUGGUGUCUUCAGGGCUCCAGGGGUGCCAUGAUGAUCUCGGAUCGAUUCACUUGAGACGAUUUUUGUUAUGUGAUGAUCAUUUGGUCUAUUUUCAGUGGUUCCACUGGUGACCGAUCAGUAUUGUAGUGUUUUAUACACAGUUCGAAAAAGAUAAGCCAAACAUUCCUUGGAUCGGAAUACGAGCAUUUUUUCACAAUGAAUAUCCUGCUUUGAGGGGAGGGGGGGAAAUAAUGUUUGAGAAUCAAACUUGCUUUCGUUUCUUUCUUUCUUUCUUUCUUUCUUUUGCCUCAGCAACAGGUUUGCUGAUUAAACUUUUCAACAACGUCCCUUUAACAUUCGGCAUUUGUACUGCCCCUAUUAGACAUGUUUAUUUGUUGUUUAAAGUACUUAUGUUAAAGCCACGCGUCGUCAUUGCAUCCCUGGAGUUGGCUCACUGUGUUCCAGUGUGGUGUUCUAGAAAGAGUAGCCAUUUCAUGCUGUGUUGCCAUGCAUGUGCCAUUGAGGUCAAAACUAAACUGUUUGAGUAACAAAGCACCAAGACGUUGUCUUUUUUUUAUAUUAGCACUGAGGACCAAUUGCCCUGUCGGACCAAGCAUAACAAAGCUUUUUAUGUAACAAAGCAGUUUCUCUCUUCCCCCUCUCCUUCUGUGGCUUGUCUGUAUUUUUUUCCUCCCUUGUGACAGCACAAGUGCCAGUCCUGUUGCUCUUUAAGAAUAUAGUGUUUUGUUUCUGGGGUUUUUAUUUUUGUUUGUUCUAUUAUUAUUAUUUGAAUUGUUAUAGUUACGUCUACCUCAGCACCUAAUCUUAGCCUAAUCUUAGAAGGUGCCCAAUUUUUUUUUUUUUCAGUUUGUUGUCAAUUGUACAAAUUUUAAUUUGCAUUAGAGCUUUGCAACGGUCCUUUGUCUUUUCCAGCAACAUGCUAUUUUUUGUAGCACUACUUUCUGGAUGUUGUGCUACAGACAUUGGCAUCAGUUUCCUGAUGUAGUCUUUCUUUCGGUGUAGGAUCAGACACAUCUCUUUGUAACAUUUCAGUGUUCUCUGAUGGAGUGUGAAAAAAAUAAAGAAUUUAAAGAGAUCGAAUGCUGCAGGUUUUCUUCUCAGUGUUGUCACCAAGUAAAUUUUGUGCCUUUAAUAGUGAAAGAUAUUUUUUACAUCCUACUAACAGUAGAUUGUUUUUGUAGUGUUGUUUUGUUUGUUUUUUAUUUAUGAGUCUCAAAAUAACAAUGUUCAGUUGUAUUCCUUAAAUCUGCAGUUAGAAAAAAAAAUAAAAAAUGGACUUAA